UGGGCUUUGCGGAGGACGCGUAGCAUAGGUCCUAGGAUGCUAGGGUCAUUUCCUUCCCGGCGGGGGCCAAAUCCUCGGGAAGCUGAGACAUCUAGUCCAGUCACCUGCCCCAAACGGGGCUCAGGCCGUGGUCACCAGCCUAGGAGACUCCGGAGAACCAGCCACUCCGUCCCUCUCGGGUGCAGAAAGCCAGCUUUUCCCGGCCCACUGGGAAGAUUCCCGGCUAUCCACUCGGCUGAGGCAUCUGAGGGCAGGAGCCGCGCCAGGAGUGCCGGAUAGACUUGUGGAGAGCACUCUCGUCUGACUGCCUGUCCUCCCCACCCGGACCCAGACUCGGCGCCGCACACUCCCCCCGAGGAGGGGGAGGGGGCGGCGCAGUCACGCGCGCACCACAUUUGCGCUCAAAAGCGCGCAAGGCUCUCGCUCUCCGCCCCGCACACCUGCGCUCCGCCCCCUAGUCCUGGGCUAGCGACUGGCGAAAGCAUUUGGGAACCUAGGGCGGCUGCGGCGGCGCCCCCACCCCCACCCCAUCUCCUUCCCCUUCCCACAGUCGGAGUUGUCCGAAGCCUGUCGCCGCUCCCAACCAGCCCGCAUCCCUCUUCAUCCUUCCCUCCCCCCGCCUGCCGCGGCACCGGUAUCUGCAGCCGCAGCCCGGAGCCGGUGAGGCGGCGAAGGGGGGAGGGGGAGGAAGCAAGGGAUGAGCACCGGGAGGGCGUCGGGGGCCCCGAGCCGGACUAGGACGCCCCUGGAACAGGAACCCGAUCUGGAGCCGGAGCCAGAACCAAACCACCGUGUCCUUGGAAGGGACGGAAGCGCAGGACAAGCUGGAAAGGGGAACGCUCUGGGCGUCUGGGAAGCAGGAUCAGGGUCGUGGAAGAGGGCUUGCGCAGCCGCCUUCUGGCACCCCUGCCCCGGACCAGCACCCGUGACACGGACAGCUCCUUGGUUGGCUACAGCCCCCUAACCCCACAAGGCGCCCUGGCCCGCGCUCGCCCCCCAGGGCCUCAUGUCGGAACCACAGCCUAACCUGGAGCCGCCCCAACAUGGGCUGUACAUGCUCUUCCUGCUUGUGCUGGUCUUCUUCCUCAUGGGCCUUGUAGGCUUCAUGAUCUGCCACGUGCUCAAGAAGAAGGGCUACCGCUGCCGCACGUCGAGGGGCUCGGAGCCUGAUGAUGCCCAGCUCCAGCCCCCUGAGGACGAUGACAUGAAUGAGGACACAGUAGAGAGGAUUGUUCGCUGCAUCAUCCAAAAUGAAGCCAAUGCUGAGGCCUUGAAGGAGAUGCUGGGGGACAGUGAAGGAGAAGGGACAGUGCAGCUGUCCAGCAUGGAUGCUACCUCCAGCCUGCAGGACGGAGCCCCUUCCCAUCAUCACACAGUGCAUCUGGGGUCUGCUGCCCCUUGUAUCCACUGUAGCCGCAACAAGAGGCCCCCACUUGUCCGUCAGGGACGCUCCAAGGAAGGAAAGAGCCGCCCCCGGCCUGGGGAGACCACUGUGUUCUCUGUGGGCAGGUUCCGGGUGACACACAUAGAGAAGCGCUAUGGACUACAUGAGCAUCGUGAUGGCUCUCCCACGGACAGGAGCUGGGGGUCUGGUGGAGGGCAGGACAUAGGGGGUAGUCAGGGGUCUGGGGGAGGGCAGCCCAGGGCAGGGACACCUGCCAUUGAGAGCCUGCCCCCUGAGAGGCCACAGCCCCUGGCCCAUGCCAGUCCCUCAGUGCAGAAUGGAGGACUCAGAGACAGUAGCUUAGUCCCUUGUACACUUGAGGGCAACCCUAGAGCCUCUGCAGAGCCAAUGCUAGGGGCUGGAGGGAAGGGCCCAAGCCCAGGACUGGCCAGUCGAGAGGCAGUUGGACAGCCAAGCAAACUGGACACCACAGAUCACCAGGUGUCCCCACCAAGAGGCACAGGGGGUGUGUGAGCCUCCUUCUUCAUUGUGCUGAUGGAAUACCAGCUGGCAGGGCCAGGGGUGGGUGGGCAUGAAGGCCCUCCUCUUCACUGGACAGCACUAUCCCCAGCUGAGGAACCAGCUCUACUUCCACCUGGAGUUGCAUGGUCUCAGGCUGAGGGACCCCCGUCCCUCAGUCUCUUUCACUUCCCCUGCCUGCCAACAGGCCGCCUGACCCCUUCCCCAUCACCUAGCUCCAUUUGCUAGAGCGUGGCAGCUGGGAGCAGGCCCCUGCCCUUGGUGGGCCCCUAAAGCAAUAGCACCAUAGGCCCCCUGCCCUCUUGGCACAAGAGGCCCAGGCCCUGGCUUGGGCUUAGUGCCCUUUAUUCACUGUCAAUAAAUCUGCUCAGACCAUUA
Messenger RNA from Hyaena hyaena (striped hyena), 2302 nucleotides. RefSeq names its product RELT like 2 (gene RELL2). The record is from RefSeq and is a predicted model, not a curated record. Gene Ontology annotation, biological process: positive regulation of cell-substrate adhesion; positive regulation of p38MAPK cascade. Lineage: Eukaryota; Metazoa; Chordata; Mammalia; Carnivora; Hyaenidae. The transcript has 9 exons. The coding region runs from base 1007 to 1918 and encodes 303 amino acids.